GAGAGAAAAUCUUUGUUGAACAGAUAAACCCCGUCCUGUCCUCACUGUGUCUCCAUCAUGGCUGAGUCCUGGAGCCUCAGUAACUCUGAACUGUGAGGUUGAACAUCCGUCUGCAGGAUGGAGCUUCUACUGGUAUAAAGCUGUUCCUGAUCUAUCAGAGAAAUCCUCCAGUUAUGAGCUGCUACCUGAUGGCAGUGGGACUGCACAGGACUCCUACAUCAUUCAUGGACAGACACACACAGCAGGAUAUGUGUGCAGAGCUGGAAGAGGAGACCCAGAGUAUCACACUGAUCACAGUCAACCAAAGUUUGUCUGGUCUGCAGAUGUUCAUUCAGCAGCGUCUCUCACAGUGAGUCCUGACAGAGUGCAACACUUCACCUCUGACUCUGUCUCACUGACCUGUGAGGGAAACUUCACUGAGUGGAGAGUGAGGAAGUUCUCUGAGGACGGCCGACUCUCUGACUGUAGGAGAAUGACUGGAUCCACAUGUAACAUCAACACAUCAGAGUCAGAUACUGGAGUGUACUGGUGUGAGUCUGGAUCAGGAGAGUUCAGCAGUGCAGUCAACAUCACUGUACAGAAUGAUGGUAAUGGUCCUAUCCUGGUGAGUCCUGUUCAUCCUGUGACUGAGGGAGCUUCUGUUAGUCUGAGCUGCAGUUUGAAAACACAAAAAAUACUUUCCAAUGUGUUUUUCUAUCACAAUGACAAACUUAUUCAAAAUGAUCCCCGAGGGGAGCUGAACAUCUCUGCAGUGUCAAAGUCUGAUGAAGGUUUCUACAAGUGUCAGUACUCAGGAAGAGAGUCAGCACAGAGCUGGAUGUCAGUUAAAGAUGAUGGUAAUGGUCCUAUCCUGGUGAGUCCUGUUCAUCCUGUGACUGAGGGAGCUUCUGUUAGUCUGAGCUGCAGUUUGAGAACACAAAAAAUACUUUCCAAUGUGUUUUUCUAUCACAAUGACAAACUUAUUCAAAAUGAUACCCGAGGGGAGCUGAAGAUCUCUGCAGUGUCAAAGUCUGAUGAAGGUUUCUACAAGUGUCAGUACUCAGGAAGAGAGUCAGCACAGAGCUGGAUGUCAGUUAAAGUAACUGGACCCAGUUCAUCUCCUGUGUGGUUGAUGGUUGGACUGGUUUGUGGAGUCUCUCUCAUUAUUAUUCUCCUGCUCUUGUUGUAUCGCUGCAGACAGUCCAAGUGUAAGAGCCUCUUCUUUUCAUGCUGUAUUAGAGAGUUUAUUUACUACAUACACUUUAAUUAUUCACACAUAUACAUGUAUUCUGAUCUCAUGACACAAAAUAUCAGUGGAACAAUUUAUACAUGACAAACAUGUGUAAUAACAUUUGUCUCUU
Oreochromis aureus is the source of this 1340-nucleotide messenger RNA. Its product is annotated as low affinity immunoglobulin gamma Fc region receptor II-like. The transcript has 5 exons. NCBI's taxonomy places the organism in Eukaryota, Metazoa, Chordata, Actinopteri, Cichliformes, Cichlidae. The record is from RefSeq and is a predicted model, not a curated record. Gene Ontology annotation, molecular function: transmembrane signaling receptor activity. The coding region runs from base 473 to 1312 and encodes 279 amino acids. Gene Ontology annotation, biological process: cell surface receptor signaling pathway.